Molecule: messenger RNA, 957 nt
Organism: Arachis duranensis
Lineage: Eukaryota; Viridiplantae; Streptophyta; Magnoliopsida; Fabales; Fabaceae
Exons: 2
Coding region: 1-957 (318 amino acids)
Source: RefSeq, a predicted model, not a curated record
AUGUCAAGUGAGGAAGAGAGUGUUCUUGUCUUAGUGCAUUGCUCUGGAAAAAUCAAAAGAAGCAAAAAAUAUGGUGCGAAGUUCAUUGACAGAGAACCAUUGAGUGUAUUCAUUAGUUCAUCAAGAACUUUGUCGGAUGUCAAGAACAGCAUCUUGGAGAAGUUUGGGGUAUUUGGGAGCAAGUUGGUGAAGAAGAUAUUCUACAAGAUUCCCAUCAUAGUAGUCUCGAGCGGUGUUCAGUAUGAUACGUUUGUGUUAGUGGCUGAUGAAGAUAUUAGGGUUCUGUUUCAUUGCGUUAGGAGUUUUCCGAAGGUCAGAAUACACGAGCUGUAUGCGAAGUUGGAGGUUGCCGUCAAUAGUUCUGGGGCAUUGGCUCCAGUUCAUAGCUCGACUGCCACAGGCGGUGCGUCUUAUUCGAUGCCUGCGGCCCUGCCAUCUGUUCCGCAGCAGGCAUUUGAGGGGGAUACAGGUCGUGCCAUAGUUCAUGAAGUUCAAGGCUUCGGGGAACCUGAUCGAGUAGAGAAUGCAAUACAGGACGAUGACUCUGACCAGGAGCCUGUAGAUAUCUUUGGGGACAGUGAUGAUGACACAGGUGCUAAUCCACAUGCACAACAAGCGCCUUCAAGUUCUGGCACACAGCAGUACCCUCCAUACUUCUCCAUUCUAAACUUGGAGGCUCUGGGUCAACAGACGGAUGGAGGUGCUACAGUUGGGGGUUCAUCUACAGAAUUUCAGAUUGGACAAUCGUUCCAGAAUAAAGAUGAAGCUGUUCUGAGUGUGAAAGACUAUAGCAUCCGUCGAGGUGUUGAGUACCAAGUGUUGGAAUCGGACCAUCUGAAGUAUCAUGGAAAAUGCAAGGAGUUCGACAAGGGUUGUAGUUGGUUGAUUCGAAUAUUGCUCCGUGCACGAAAGGGCACUUGGGAGGUUAGGAGGUACAACGGUCCCACACUUGCUUAG